AUGUGGGCAGCGGCACCUCUCCUCCUCCUCCUCCUCUCCCUCCUGCUGCUAGCGCGGCCGCGGCGGCGCGGGGCGCGGCUGGAACCGGGCGGCCGGGCUGUGCUCAUCACCGGCUGCGACAGCGGCUUCGGGCAUCUGCUGGCGCUCCGCCUCCACCGCCUCGGCUUCACCGUCUUCGCCGGCUGCCUCUGCCCCGGCGGCGAGGGGGCGCGGCGGCUGCAGCGGGAGGCCGGCGACGGCCGCCUGCGCGUCCUGCGGCUCGACGUCACCCGCGCCCGCGACGUGCUGGCGGCCAAGGAGCUGGUGCUCAGCCACCUGCCCGAGCGAGGUUUCUGGGGGCUGGUCAACAACGCAGGAAUAUCAACCUUUGGUGAAACAGGGUGGCUGUCGAUGGAGAAAUAUGAGAAAUUUGCAGAUGUGAAUCUCCUUGGGAGCAUCAGGACAACCCUGGCAUUUCUUCCCCUUCUAAGGAAAUACAAGGGACGUAUUGUUUUCAUGUCCAGCAUUAUUGCUUAUUUUACUCUGGGAAAUGGCAUUUAUUCUAUGACCAAGGCAGCCAUUGAAAAAUUCAGUGAUGCUCUAAGACUGGAAAUGAAGAAGUUUGGUGUCCAGGUCUCUAUUAUUCAGCCAGGAAAUUAUGCACGCUCUACAAAAAUCCAGCCACCAGUCAGUGCCGAGGAGAUCUGGAAUGAACUCAGUGAAGAGGAAAAAGCAGCCUAUAAUAAGGAGUAUGUUCAAGAGAGAGCAAAUUUUUUCAACAGCAUCCUCAGCGAAGGAAGCACCAAUGGCAAUGAGGUUGUAGAUGUUAUGGUAGAUGCUUUAACAUCUCCUGCUCCCAAGGCACGUUACAUGGUAGCGAAGCUGAAGGAGAAGGCACUGGUGUUUGUGUGUGCUUUAUUCCCAACCGUUGUGAUGGAUUCUGUUUUGUCUUAUGCACUGAGUAAAGUGAAACUUGCAUAGCCUAUGUCAGGACUGUUGAGUGACUCAAGCUGGGCAGGCUUUUUAAACUCUGAAAGCCAGGGCUCAGUGUAAUGCCCCCAGAAACACCGGGCUGCCACAUUAGGAGACACCACAGAGACUAAAUGGAACAUAUCCCACAGGCCAACUGCACACUUGAAAUCGUUACAGCAGAGAGGAAAACUUUAUUUGACCGACCUUAAUUGUAGGAACCUGAGUAGUACUUUAUUAGGGGUGAUGAGAAGAGGUUAAUGGAAGAGUUAGAAAUGAGCAAUAGACUUUGCAGUACUUUGAAUGGAAAUAAAUGGCUGUAGCAAGUUAGGAAGAGUCAAACAAUAAGGUUGGAAUAUGGAAACAGUGUCUUGACUAACUACAAUUCAGCCCUUUUUCAGGUAU
This is a messenger RNA of Colius striatus (speckled mousebird), 1353 nucleotides long. Its product is annotated as D-beta-hydroxybutyrate dehydrogenase, mitochondrial. The transcript is spliced from 4 exons. The coding region runs from base 1 to 960 and encodes 319 amino acids. NCBI's taxonomy places the organism in Eukaryota, Metazoa, Chordata, Aves, Coliiformes, Coliidae. The record is from RefSeq and is a predicted model, not a curated record.